CCCCGCUGCGAUCCUUUCCUUCUUCCGGCUCCUUGGUGGAACCAGGGCUGCGUCGUGUCUUACGGGAGUUGAAGGUGCUCCGGUGGGACGAGCGAGCGAGGCACCCGAUGUGGAGAGCGGGAGCGUGAAGCCCAAGGGAGGGGGGACGGACGCUGACGACGACGACGCUGGAACGACCUAGGGAGGCGCAAAAGCAGGCUAAUUCAUAACUUCCAGAACAUCUUGAGACUGAGCAUCUACCAUUAUCUUUAAAAGCUACGAAAAACCACACUAAGCUGGUUUGACACCUGACCUGUUGAAUCUCCAUGAUGCUGGGUCCUGAGGGAGGUGAAGGUUUUGUGGUCAAGCUCCGUGGCUUGCCGUGGUCUUGCUCGAUUGAGGAUGUGCAGAAUUUCCUCUCUGAAUGCAAAAUUCAUGAUGGCGCAUCAGGUGUUCAUUUCAUCUACACCAGAGAAGGCAGACAGAGUGGUGAGGCUUUUGUUGAACUUGAAUCAGAAGAUGAUGUAAAAAUGGCCUUGAAGAAAGACAGAGAAAGCAUGGGGCACCGCUAUAUUGAGGUAUUCAAGUCCCACCGAACCGAAAUGGAUUGGGUGUUGAAGCACAGUGGUCCAAACAGUGCCGAUACUGCCAACGAUGGCUUUGUGCGCCUCCGAGGACUUCCAUUUGGAUGCACAAAGGAAGAAAUUGUUCAGUUCUUCUCAGGGUUGGAAAUUAUGCCCAAUGGUAUCACUUUGCCAGUAGACCCCGAGGGCAAGAUUACAGGAGAAGCCUUUGUGCAGUUUGCUUCACAGGAAUUAGCUGAGAAGGCGCUAGGGAAGCAUAAGGAAAGAAUAGGGCACAGGUAUAUUGAAGUGUUCAAGAGCAGUCAGGAAGAAGUGAGAUCAUAUUCUGAUCCCCCUCUAAAGUUCAUGUCUGUGCAGCGGCCAGGGCCCUAUGAUCGGCCUGGCACUGCUCGGAGAUAUAUUGGCAUUGUGAAACAAGCAGGCUUUGACAGGAUGAGGUCUGGGGCCUAUAGCACAGGCUAUGGGGGCUAUGAGGAGUAUAGUGGCCUCAGCGAUAGCUAUGGUUUCACCACAGAUCUAUUUGGAAGAGAUCUCAGCUAUUGUCUGUCAGGAAUGUAUGACCACAGAUACGGAGACAGUGAGUUUGCUGUUCAGAGCACAACCGGACACUGUGUCCACAUGAGGGGGCUACCAUACAAAGCAACGGAGAAUGACAUUUAUAAUUUCUUCUCUCCACUUAACCCUGUGAGAGUACAUAUUGAGAUUGGCCCUGAUGGAAGAGUGACCGGUGAAGCAGAUGUCGAGUUUGGCACUCACGAAGAAGCCGUGGCCGCAAUGUCGAAAGACAGAGCCAACAUGCAGCAUAGAUACAUUGAGCUGUUCUUGAAUUCAACCACAGGGACCAGCAAUGGGGCAUAUAAUAGCCAAAUAAUGCAGGGCAUGGGGGUGUCAACCCAGUCUACUUACACUGGCCUUGAGAGUCAGUCUGUGAGUGGCUGUUAUGGAGCUGGCUAUAGUGGUCAGCAAAACAGCAUGGGUGGAUACGAUUAGUUUUAUAGAAAUAUUUUGAGUUAUUUCAAUCAAAUUAUCACAGGCAGCCAACAAGCAGUGGAGAGCAGUUAUUACAUAGAAGCUGUGGGACCCAUUUUGCACCAUGAGUUUUGUGAAAUCUGGAUUAAAAAAAUUACCUCUUCAGUGUUUUCUCAUGCAAACUUUCUUCUAGAAGCAUGUGAUAAAGAUAAUGAGUAAAUGAUAAACAUUUUUGGCUUUUCUCAACAUUUUUGUAGUAUACUAAAGAGUGACUCCAGAGUUAAAGUAGUUAAAUAUGUGGCUCUUUUACACCACAUUGCAGUAAACACACUGGGGAGACAUGCUUUUUUUGAAAACUCAAAAGGUGCUAGAUCCCUAAUCCAAAGAGAAACAUUUCUCAUGUUUGUUCAUUCUAGUUUGUUCUCAUUUAAAAUCUUUUAGGUUAAGUUUUAAGCUUUUAAAAAGUUAAUUUUGAAAAUUGAGACACAAUACUAAUACUGUAGGCAUUGGUGAGGCCUUGACUUAAACCUUGCUUUGUACUGUGAUUUCCUUUUGGGUGUAUUUUGCUAAGUGAAACUUGUUAACCAAAUUUUUUUCUUAAAAUAAAGACUUUUUCACAAUGA
Messenger RNA from Echinops telfairi (small Madagascar hedgehog), 2155 nucleotides. RefSeq names its product heterogeneous nuclear ribonucleoprotein F. The transcript has 5 exons. Gene Ontology annotation, molecular function: RNA binding. Gene Ontology annotation, biological process: regulation of RNA splicing. The record is from RefSeq and is a predicted model, not a curated record. NCBI's taxonomy places the organism in Eukaryota, Metazoa, Chordata, Mammalia, Afrosoricida, Tenrecidae. Bases 306 to 1553 code for a protein of 415 amino acids. Gene Ontology annotation, cellular component: ribonucleoprotein complex; nucleoplasm.